Chaetomium fimeti is the source of this 4990-nucleotide messenger RNA. RefSeq lists its product as uncharacterized. The transcript has 4 exons. The coding region runs from base 316 to 4755 and encodes 1479 amino acids. Gene Ontology annotation, molecular function: nucleic acid binding; ATP binding. NCBI's taxonomy places the organism in Eukaryota, Fungi, Ascomycota, Sordariomycetes, Sordariales, Chaetomiaceae. The record is from RefSeq and is a predicted model, not a curated record.
CUCAGCCCUCGGAAGCGUGCUGCUGCAGCGGUUUGGUUGGGGCACUCUGAGGAAGGAGUGACCACCGCAACUGACCUGGCGGUAAGGGGGCAAGAUGUGUAAAGAGGAAGGCACCGCUCAGCCCAGAUGGUUGCCUGGAAUGUUAUACGUUGGCAACAUUGCAGGUUCCCUACCUGCAUGUCGUACCUGACGCUGGCAGCUUUUUGAUGCCAUCACAGUUUCAGCCGUCAACUCGUUCGCUGCUUCGCCAUAUGCAUUCACCUAGCCGAGCACUGCUCCUGCGUCCCGGUUACCGUUUGUCACCGAUAACCCACGAUGGCGGACCCGUACAACGAUGGGUUGGAUGAUUUCGAUCGCGACCUCCUCGGACACACCCCGUUGCACGCCCAACAUCUCAGCCAUGUGUCUCACCGCCGAGAAGCACUUGGGUACUUUCCGACGCCCGCUUCCUCCCAUAUUUCGCGCCCGCACGACAGACAUGACCCGUACUACGAGGCCACCCUCCUUCCGAGCCCUUCCUUCGAGCCGGAGCCUCUGCGAAGAACAUUGAUGCCGGAGGGCAUCCCGCGCUUCUCCCAGACAAACGCCAACUCUAGAUUCGAGCCGGCACAGCAGUUCAACAGAGAAACACCCCGCGCGUGGCAAGUCGGGGGCCCCUUAUUACACCUCGCCCCGCCAGACCAGCUAUCACAAACUGGCGGGUUCGAUACGAACAAUUCACACAGGCGGGGAAGCUCGAGUCCCACAGUUAGAAUAAGUUCCCGGAAGCAACGGGAUGCCUUGGCCUCUCUCGAAAGGCCACCGCAGACUCUAGGCCCGUCUCCGCAGGCUCAGAUUCAGCCCGCUCCAACAAGCCAAGCCGACCCUGGCACCGCGACCCCAAUUGUUCACGACAUCCCCCUCAUUAGUCUACGCCAGGCCCUGCCCGACAAGUUUCGCGCCAUCUUCCCCUACGAACUAUUUAAUGCGGUCCAGUCCAAGUCCUUCCAUACUAUCUACCGUACCAACGACAAUGUCGUCAUCGCGGCGCCCACCGGCAGUGGGAAAACGGCAAUCCUCGAACUCGCCAUCUGCAAGCUGGCUCUUGACCGAGGAAAUGAGAAUUUCAAGAUUGUUUACCAAGCCCCGACCAAGGCCCUUUGCUCGGAAAAGGCUCGCGACUGGGAGAAGAAAUUCAGCCACAUGAACCUCAAGUGCGCCGAACUCACUGGCGAUACUUCACAAGCUGAGAUGCGACGGGUUGGCGACGCUUCCAUCAUCGUCACCACCCCUGAAAAAUGGGACUCCAUCACCCGAAAGUGGCAGGAUCAUCGAAGGCUCCUGCAAAUGGUCGAGCUGUUCCUCAUCGACGAGGUUCAUAUCCUCAAGGACGUGCGCGGUGCAACCCUGGAGGCCGUGGUGUCGCGGAUGAAGACGAUCGGGGCGAAUGUGCGGUUCAUUGCCCUCAGCGCAACUGUGCCUAAUUCAGAUGACAUCGCAAGAUGGCUAGGCCGGAACCACACAAAUCAACAACUUCCCGCCCAUCGCGAAACCUUCGGUGAGGAAUUCCGUCCGGUCAAGCUUCAAAAGUUUGUCUAUGGCUUCGACAGCAACGGCAAUGAUUUCAUUUUCGACAGGUUCCUCGACCAGAAGCUCCCAGGAGUGCUAUCCAAGCAUGCCCGACAGAAACCAAUCCUCAUUUUUUGUUUCACCCGAAAGUCGUGCGAGAGCACGGCGGCAAUGCUGGCGGACUUUGCAUCUGGCCGGCCUGAGGGCGAGGACAUGUGGCCGGUUCCGAGGCAACGCGUCCCAGUCGUCAGUAGGGAGCUGCAAGAGAUUGUCAAAUUCGGUGUCGCCUUCCACCAUGCCGGCCUCGAUUCCCAAGACCGGGCCGCCAUUGAGCAGAACUUUUUAAAGGGUCAAUUGGGCGUGAUUUGCUGUACCUCCACCUUGGCCGUUGGCAUCAACCUACCUUGCCACACCGUCGUUCUCAAGGGAACCGUGGGAUUCACGGACGAUCAGCUGAAGGAGUACUCCGACCUCGAGGUGAUGCAGAUGCUCGGCCGUGCAGGACGACCCCAAUUCGACGACAGUGCGACUGCCAUCAUCCUCACCCGUUCCGCAAACAAGACCCGUUAUCAGAAGAUGGUUUCGGGCCAAGAAAUUCUGGAGAGCACUUUGCACCUCAACCUAAUCGAGCAUCUCAACUCCGAGAUCUGCUUGGGGACGAUCCACGAUCUGUUAUCCGCUAAAACUUGGCUCGGCGGAACUUUUCUGAGCGUCAGACUCAGGCGCAACCCCAACUACUACCAGCUCACCGGUGGGACAACGAACCCUACCCAGGUCGAUGCCAGAUUGGAGGAGAUCUGCGAGCGUGACAUCAAACACCUGCAGGAAGCAAAACUUGUCACAGAUCAGGACGCUUUCCGCUGCACCGAGUAUGGGCGUGCAAUGUCCAAGUAUAUGGUCGAAUUUCAGACGAUGAAGCUGUUGCUGCAGAUCCCGCGCGGCGCGGGAAUGGAGGCUUUGAUCACCACCCUGUCCCAAGCUUCCGAGUUCAAAGAAUUUCGUUUCAGACCAGCAGAAAGGCAGCUUUUUCGGGAGAUUAACCAGUCGCCUCUGAUAAUGUACCCGGUCAAGGAGACAGUGACUCAGACUUGGCACAAAGUUUCCAUUGUGAUCCAGGCUCAUCUUGGAUGCGUUCAAUAUCCAGACUCGGGCGGUGCAGCAAAAAUGAAGCGGCAACUCAUGAUUGAGCGCAAGUUGGUUUUCGAGAGACUGAACCGGUUAGUCCGAGCCGUCAUCGACUGCAAGGGCUACGAUCGCGACUCAGCCGGGACCAAGACGGCACUCGAGUUGGCAAGAGCGCUUGCGGCUCAGUCCUGGGAAGGGCGUCCCACACAACUGACUCAGGUUCCUAGCAUCGGCCCUGUGGGUAUGAGGAAGCUCGCGAGCAAGGACAUCCGCACAGUUCUGGAACUGGCAGACAAGGAUUACGACGAACUUGAGCGUUUGAUGUCACGCCAACCGCCCUUCGGUAGAAGUUUGCAGACACAUCUCGACAGCUUUCCACGAUUAGAUGUGACAGCGGUAGUGGUUGGCCAUCGGGUCCAGCCAAGGUCAGAAGACCCUGUCCUCAUUGAAGUGAAGGCAACACUCCGAUAUCUAAACCGCAAGGGCCCGCCGAAUUGGUCGAACCGCGUCCCAGCUCUGACCUUUCUUGCCGAGACUGAAAACGGGAUCCUGGUGUACUUUUGGCGUGGGAGCAUUAGAAAGCUUGAUAAGCAGGCAGGCUUCGAGCUCAAGUUCUCAGUCGGUUUACGCCAUGUCAAUGAUCGCGUUUUCUGCCACUUCAGCUGUGAAGAGAUCGUGGGCACAAUCGUGUCAACGACUCUUGAACACAAAUUACCAGCAUCCAUCUUCCCAUUACGACAGGUCAGCGACGGCAACUUUAGCCAACGGGAAAGGAAAGAUGGCCAGGAAUACAUUGAUAAUGAUAGUAUCGAUGAUUCGGAUCUCAUCCUGGCUACCGAACAGGCGGUCGUCCAGUCGUCGACGAGGCAAGAGGCCGAACCCGCUCCUGAACCCACUCAUGAGGACUACCCAUCAGUCGAGGAGCUAGUCGAGAUGAGUUGCUCACACGCGGCUUACAACUCUGACCACUAUCAAGCAGACCAUGGUGACGCGGAAGAGAUGGACUCCACGCAGAUGACCAUUCGGGAACCGGUUCAGUUGCCAAACGGCAGAUGGCAGUGCAAUCACCCGUGCAGCGGGGGCACGCUUACAAGAUCGGGUAAACCAUGCAGCCAUCGAUGUUGCAAGGACGGCCUUGACAAACCGCGCAGGCGGCCUUUGCAGCGGCCGAAAAGGAAGGUUGAGGAAUUGACGGGCGAUCAGGUGAAUACAAUGCCAUCUCAAUACUGGUCCACCCAGGGCCACCCUCAGAAACAACUACAAGGGGCGAGCCAACCCUCGGCAAGCAUCCCAGCGAAACGUCCAAAGGUGCAUACGACACCAUCAUCGACUCGGUCGACUUUGGCCCCAGAGCCCAAACCCUCUUUCAAGCCAUCGAAGAACUGGGAUACUGGUGAUCUUGAAGAGCUAGCCCUGGAGUGUAUCGACCUUUCGUUCACAGAUGACGAAAACGAUGACAUCUUCCAGUCUCUGGGGACUGGUGCCGCCACGAAGUAUGGGAUUGGCGUCCACACGUCGGGCACAGAGGGCAAACGACCCCUGGGCCAAGCCAAAGCCGCGACACCACCAACGCACGUGGACAACCGGCCUGCUACGACUCGGCAAAACGAUUACCAGGACGACGACCUGGACGAUCAAGACUUCUCAUUCAUUGAUCACAAUCACCCCUCCCACAACAAUACCAUGGUUUUGAGAACAGCAAGCGCUUUCAAAUCGGGAGCGAGCGAUGAAGUUCUGUACCAAGGAAUGCGCGGCCAGUUCGCCGAUGCCGCGAGCAGCUCUUCAAGCCAUGACGACUCCAGUUGCAUAACAGCAAUAACUCGGGGGACAGCUGAGUCCCGAACUUCAUGCACGUCCGUCACCGUUGAUGACAUUCCUGGGAUGACUUCGAAUCCGCCACCGAGCAGCUCGACGGCAACCGAGCCUAUUGUGUCUCCUACGAAGAAUACCCGAGAGAAAGCUAACUCACUCAGUGAAGAUAACGAGAGGAAACCCAUAAAUGGAAACAAUGAGCCUGAUUGGGUUGCCGACUUCGAUCCUGAGUUUGUUGAUAUGUUCAGGGGCUACGUGACGUUCGUUUGAGGCCUGGGACACAAAAAGGUGGACUUUAGUCCCACAGCAGUAGAUUUGCUUGAGGGGAAAGAUGGCCGGACCGACUGCUGUAAUUGGGAGCGGGAAAUCUGUUUUUUGAUGACAAACUUUGCAAUGUAGGACGGUGCAGGAGUCGUUGAUACUCGGCACCUCAUGCUCUAUGGGCUUCAUAUCAACUUGCAAUCUGUGCUGGCUCGCCUCUGGGCUCCCUAACCAUAUUAUCUCG